Molecule: messenger RNA, 856 nt
Organism: Propithecus coquereli (Coquerel's sifaka)
Lineage: Eukaryota; Metazoa; Chordata; Mammalia; Primates; Indriidae
Gene: PNPLA4
Product: patatin-like phospholipase domain containing 4
Exons: 6
Coding region: 71-832 (253 amino acids)
Biological process (GO): lipid homeostasis; triglyceride catabolic process
Cellular component (GO): cytoplasm; lipid droplet; membrane
Molecular function (GO): triacylglycerol lipase activity; retinyl-palmitate esterase activity
Source: RefSeq, a predicted model, not a curated record
CACAGUAUGUAGAAUAAACUAUACCAGCUUACAGCAUUUUUGUUUUUGUAUUGUCAAUUCCGCAGCUAGAAUGAAGCACAUCAACUUGUCGUUUGCAGCGUGUGGGUUUCUGGGCGUUUACCACUUGGGGGCAGCAUCUGCACUUUGCAGACAUGGCAAACGGCUCAUGAAGGAUGUCAAGGCCUUUGCGGGGGCUUCUGCUGGAUCCUUGGUUGCUUCUGUACUCCUAACAGCACCAGACAAAAUAGAGGAAUGUAACCAAUUUGCCUACAAGUUUGCCGAAGAAAUUAGAAGGCAGUUUUUCGGGGCAGUUACACCUGGUUAUGACUUCAUGGCCCGAUUGAGAAGCGGAGUGGAGUCGAUUCUUCCUUCCAACGCUCACGAGCUGGCCCAGAAUCGACUGCAUGUAUCCAUCACCAACACCAAAACCAGAGAAAAUUACUUAGUCUCAAGUUUUUCCUCCAGGGAAGACCUCAUUAAGGUACUCUUAGCUAGCAGUUUCGUGCCCAUCUAUGCAGGCCUGAAACCAGUGGAAUACAAAGGGCAGAAGUGGGUGGACGGCGGCCUCACCAAUAGCCUUCCCAUCCUGCCUGUCGGUCGCACAGUGACCAUCUCCCCCUUCAGUGGACGAUUGGACAUCUCCCCGCAGGACAAAGGGCAGCUGGAUCUGUAUGUUAAUAUCGCCAAACAGGACAUAAAGUUGUCCCUGGCAAACCUGGUGCGGCUCAACCACGCCCUCUUCCCGCCAAGCAAGAGGAAAAUGGAAUCCCUGUAUCAAUGUGGUUUUGACGACGCUGUUAAGUUUUUACUUAAAGAAAACUGGUUUGAAUAAGAUGCUUAAGUCUAUGAUGCAAAA